Selaginella moellendorffii is the source of this 1205-nucleotide messenger RNA. RefSeq lists its product as uncharacterized. The transcript is spliced from 4 exons. NCBI's taxonomy places the organism in Eukaryota, Viridiplantae, Streptophyta, Lycopodiopsida, Selaginellales, Selaginellaceae. The coding region runs from base 460 to 1095 and encodes 211 amino acids. The record is from RefSeq and is a predicted model, not a curated record.
GGAUGGCCAAGAAGAUGGUUCGCCACAGGGGGAGCGUGGCCACCGUCCAGCAGCGCUCGGGCAGCAUAUAUUUCCCUCCCGGCGCGGCCAAGCCCCCGGCGCUGGUGGUGAAUGCCGGCCCCAACGUGAAAUUGGAGCCGUGGAAGCCGAUUCGAUCGGCGGAGAGCGCCGAGAAGAGCGUGGGCGGUCUGGGCGCCGGGACGUGGAUCUCGCCCACGGGAGCGCUGCGCGGGAGCAUUUGCCCGGCGGUGGAUGGAGGCAUCGCGUUUUGCAUCGCGCCAACGUUCUCGGCGCCGGCGCCACAGACGGGGCCAGUGUCGCCCAAGAUCCGGAGCUCGUGUGUGAGGACGCAAAGGCUGGUUUUGGCUUACAGGGACAAGGAGUCUUUGAUAGAGGAGGUGAAGGAUUUGAGGAAGGCUUUGCGAGAGCAAGCCGACUACUUCAAGGUCCACAAGGUCCAUGUCUCCACCAUCGAUCUGGAAAACAGGAUUGAAGACUCGUUUAGGCGACCUGAGAAACACGUACGAAGCACAGCUCGACGAGCUCAAUUUGCUACGCAAGGACAUCCGCGUGACGAGAACAAGAGAAAUCAAAGUGGAGCGAGAUAUCUUUGCCGAGGAGAUUGGACGGCUCCAGAGGCUGAUCGAGCACCUCAAGCUCUUGCGUGACUACGUUGUCAACGAGAACAAGAAGCUGGCCAGAGUUCGUGACAAAGUCAUCCGGUUGGAGAUCGCCAACCAGCACCUCGAGGGUUGCAUCUCUGUGGUCCAGGAGACGCUGAAGAAGGCUCACUCCAAGAUCGAGACGUGUAAGAUCAAGACCAAGGAGUAUCAGACCCAGGCCGGGAUCGACGGUGACAAGUGCAAGGGGCUCCAAAGCCAGGCGGACAGCCUCGAGGCGGAGCUGAGCAAGGAGAGGUUUGAGAAGCUUGCGUCGGAGAAGAGGGUGAACUACUUGAAGCGCAAGCUUUGGAAGGCGGAGCACGACUUGGCGGAGUUGGAUCCCAAGCAAGGCAAAGUCGACGGCUCCUGCCAAGUCAAUUAUCCAUCGCCACGGGGAUCGCCAUCGCCUUCCACUCCAAAGUCCGUCAAGUGAUGGCCAACAACAUGGAGUUUUUGAGUUUUUGGUUCUCCACACACAAAGCUUUUUUGUAGGCGAUGUUCUUGUUGUACAGGGAAGAGAAAAAUGGAAAUUUAUGACAGAAA